Magallana angulata is the source of this 3987-nucleotide messenger RNA. RefSeq lists its product as uncharacterized. The coding region runs from base 1 to 3987 and encodes 1328 amino acids. Gene Ontology annotation, molecular function: nucleic acid binding. The transcript has a single exon. Gene Ontology annotation, biological process: DNA integration. Lineage: Eukaryota; Metazoa; Mollusca; Bivalvia; Ostreida; Ostreidae. The record is from RefSeq and is a predicted model, not a curated record.
AUGGAAGGAAUAGCAGGAGCUAGCCCGAAGAUGGACUGGAAUGCACCCGACCUAGUUACACAGUGGAAGUCAUUCAAACAACAUUGCCAGUUUUGGUUUGCAGGCCCCCUUAUAAAAGCAUCGGAAGCCCAGAAAUGCAACUACGUGAUGAUCUGGAUAGGAGACAAAGGUAGGGACAUUUACUCUACAUGGGAUCUCUCGGAGGAAGAUAGCAAGAAACUAGACGUACUGUAUACGAACUUUGAGAAACACGUCAAACCCAAAUCAAACAAAAUCUAUUCCCGAUACAAGUUUCUAAGCAGGGUUCAAAAAGAUUCGGACACUUUUGAGGAGUAUUUGACAGAACUUAAGUUAUUAGUGAAAGACUGUGAAUACAAAGAUGCGGAUGACAUGAUAAGAGACGCCAUUGUGUUUGGAACUAAAGACCACAAAGUCAGGGCUAAGUGUAUCGACGAGGGUUCAGAUUUGACACUUGAGAAGGCAAUUAAUUUUGCAAGAACUCAGGAAAUAUCAAAGGCACAGUUGAAAACAAUGAAUGGUGAAGAUAAUUCAAUAAAUGCUGUAGCUACCAAGCAAAAACAAACCCCUUCUCAGUAUGGUCACGGAAACUCUGGAAAAUUCAACAGGGGAACAUCUGAAAAAUCAAAAUAUCCAUGCCGAAACUGUGGUGGCGUACACGAACCGAGACAAUGUCCUGCCUAUGGAAAACUCUGCACAAAAUGUAACAAAAAGCAUCACUUUCCCUCAGUAUGUUUGUCAUCAACUACAUACAAGGAAUUCAAGCCUAUGAAACCGAAGCCACAUAAACUCCACACACUCCACGUGGAUGACAACACCAACUCUGAAAGUGAAUCAGAACUAUUUAUCGAUACCAUAGAAGAAGUAAACUCUCUGACUAUGGAUGAAUGGAAAGAGACAAUCCUUGUGAACAAUGUACCUGUAAAAUUUCAGUUGGACACAGGUGCUAAGUGCAAUGUUAUGUCUUUGGCAACAUUGAAAGCCACAUGCAGUGAACCUAAAAUCCGGAGAAAAGAUGUCCCACUGAAGUCAUAUUCUGGACAUCUCAUUAAACCUAUGGGCAUCACCUCCCUUACAUGCCGCCACAGAGAUCAAGACUAUCAGGUUGACUUUUAUAUAGUCAGAGAGGAUGUACAAGCUAUUCUUGGAGCAAAAACUUGUCAAGAAAUGAAGAUGGUGCAACGCAUUUACAGCUUAACUCCUAGUGCAUUACCGGAAGACAUAGUAAAUAGCAACAUGUAUGAAAAUUUGUUCAAAGGCCUUGGAUGCUUGCCUGGCAUGCACACUAUAGGUGUAGACAAAACAGUCACUCCAGUAGUACAUCCACCAAGAAAGAUACCUAUUGCAAUCAAGGACAAAGUCAAGACAGAAUUGGAUCGAAUGACCGAGAUGGGAGUUAUUGUGAAACAGGAAGAACCUACGGAAUGGGUUAACUCGAUGGUCACAGUCAUUAAACCGAAUGGCAAAAUUAGAAUUUGUAUUGACCCAAGAGACUUAAAUAAAGCAAUUUGUCGUGAACACUAUCCUCUUAAAACAGUGGAGGAAGUUAUUUCACAGAUGCCAAAUGCCAAAAUAUUCACCAAACUGGAUGCCACUAGUGGAUUCUGGCAACUUAGACUGGAUGAGGAAAGCUCAAAAUUAUGCACGUUUAACACUCCAUUUGGACGAUUUAGAUUUACACGCUUACCUUUCGGCAUCAAAUCGGCUCCAGAAGUGUUCCAGAAAGUGAUCUCGCAAAUGGUCUUGGAUAUCGAGGGAGCAGAAGCUAUUAUUGAUGACAUCCUGGUGUGGGGAUCCAAUCAGGAAGAACAUGACGCAAGAUUGAAGAGAGUGUUAGAGAGAGCAAUGGAGUACAAUCUCAAACUCAGUGCAGAAAAAUGUGAAUUUAGAAAAUCGGAAGUCACAUAUGUUGGCCAUAGACUCACAAGCAAAGGAGUCAAACCUGAUCCAGAAAAAAUCAGAGCUGUAUGCAACAUGGUAAAACCGACAUGCUUGAAAGAUCUACAAACAUUUAUGGGAUUCAUCCAAUAUCUCAGCAAAUUCAUGCCUCACUUGUCUACAGUCAGUGCACCCCUAAGAAAACUGCUGGAGAAGAACACAGCAUGGCACUGGGAUGAAGAGAAGGAAACAAGCUUCCUUAAACUCAAGGAUAUGGCUACAAAUGCACCUAUUCUUCAGUAUUAUGACCCGAGCAAACCUCUUACACUUAGUGUUGAUGCUAGCUCAAAAGGACUAGGCGCAGUACUUAUCCAAAAUCAGAGACCAGUUGCUUACGCAUCAAGAGCACUUACGCCAACUCAACAGAGGUACUCUCAAAUUGAGAAAGAGACCCUAGCAAUUGUGUAUGGUUGCAACAAAUUUCAUGAAUAUGUUUAUGGACGUGAAGUACUCAUAGAGACUGACCACAAACCAUUGCAGUCAAUUUUCCAAAAAUCUCUUCACAAAACACCUCCAAGACUUCAACGACUCCUACUUGCACUAGAAAAAUAUGACCUUGAAGUCAAGUACAAACCUGGUAAGGAGAUGUUCUUAGCAGACCAUCUGAGCAGAUCAUACCUACCUGAAACCAAAGAAAUACUAGUUCCUGAUAUCAAUGUCAAUGAGAUCCAUCUCAUUUCUCAUUUACCAAUUUCACAAGAGAUGUACGAAAAGUUCCAGAAAGAAACUGCAAAUGAUGAACACCUACAGGAACUACAAGACGCCAUAUUGGAUGGAUGGCCUGAAGAAAAAAGCAAUGUUUCCUAUAACUUGCGACCUUAUUGGACCUUCAGAGAUGAGCUAUCUGUCAUGGACGGACUUCUCUACAAGUCAAGCAAACUCAUUGUACCCAGAGCACUACAGAACUCAAUGCUGGACAAGAUUCAUGAAUCGCAUCUUGGGAUAGUCAAGUGCAAAGCACGUGCCCGUGAAGUUCUCUUUUGGAUUGGCAUGUCAACAGAUGUCGAGAACCGAGUUAGGUCAUGUGGACUAUGUGCACAACAUCAAAACAUCAAUGCAAAGGAACCAAUGCUAAUGCCAGAGAUACCAGAUCGGCCCUGGUCGAAACUAGCUGCAGACCUAUUUGAACACGAGAAACACCAUUACCUGCUAGUCGUUGAUUACUUUUCCAAAUGGCCCGAAGUAAUAAAACUAGAAAACCUGUCAAGCAAAACAACUGUCAACUGCUUAAAAGAGCUGCUUUCAAAAUACGGACUCAUCGAUGAAAUGAUUACCGACAAUGGACCCCAGUUUUCCUCUGCGGAUUUCAAAGACUUUUCGUCUGAGUUCGAAUUUAAACAUGUAACCAGCAGUCCACACUACGCUCAAUCAAAUGGCCAGGCAGAACGAACUGUACAAACAGUCAAAAGGCUCAUCAUGAAAUCUAAAGACCUGUUCAAGGCACUCUUGGACUACCGAAACACACCGCUAGACAUCGGAUUAUCACCAGCACAACUUUUUCUCAACCGCCGACUUAAAACAUCACUUCCAACCUCUGCGCCCUUGCUAAAACCUCUUGGAUUAGAUGCCAAAGAAAUCGCAGCCAAAUUAAAAUCUCGCCAACUGAAUAAUAAAAUCCAAUUUGACAAACAUGCAGGACCUGGAUUGGAACCGCUUAAGGCAGGAGACGCAGUAUUUCUGUACACAGAGGGAAAAUGGAAACCUGGUCAAGUCAUUGAACAGCAUGCAUCACCUAGAUCCUACGUUGUUCAGUCGUCAGAUGGAAGGAAAUUGCGUAGGAACCGAAGACACCUUCGCGCAACCAACUACCGUGCUGAGAAUGCACCGCGAAAUGAUGGCAUGCGAAAUUGUGUGAAUCCUGAAGAUUUGCGUGAUAGCAUUCAGUUACAGGACCGUUUGGACCACAGUAAUGAAAAAGAUGCAAACAUCACUGCUGAACCAAACAACGCACCUGUUCCAGUUCAACCCCAAACCACGCGCUCAGGCAGGACCGUCAGACCACCAGCAAAAUUCAGUGACUAUAUUGAAUGA